Talaromyces marneffei is the source of this 1596-nucleotide messenger RNA. RefSeq lists its product as uncharacterized. The transcript is spliced from 2 exons. Gene Ontology annotation, cellular component: nucleus; cyclin-dependent protein kinase holoenzyme complex. Lineage: Eukaryota; Fungi; Ascomycota; Eurotiomycetes; Eurotiales; Trichocomaceae. Gene Ontology annotation, molecular function: cyclin-dependent protein serine/threonine kinase regulator activity; protein kinase binding. The record is from RefSeq and is a predicted model, not a curated record. Bases 1 to 1596 code for a protein of 531 amino acids. Gene Ontology annotation, biological process: regulation of cyclin-dependent protein serine/threonine kinase activity.
AUGCUUGGAAGAAGUACUACGAUAAACCGCGUCGCCAAUUCCUCAGAAACACCUUAUCGCUCGUCGCCCGUGCAUCAUUCAAUAGCGCAACCACAUAAUUAUUAUCAUUCAUCGUCCACCACCGUCGAUUCCAGAGACGCCGCCUCUCCAACCUCUUCAACAAUCACACCCUCAGCUCCCUCUUCAGUUGCAUCGCAUACACCCCCAUAUUCAUCUUCAUUGCCGCUGUCGCAUGAUGUGCCAGCAUACGUACAGUCUAUACCCCAUCAACCGUACAACAGUAACUACCACCGUCCCUACCGACAGUCCCCUGACGCUUCGUCCACCACGAUGACCCCAGCAUCCUCCCAAGAAGUCGGCAAUGCUGGUUCCAUGAUGCCAACAGCAAAUCCGCGAUAUUACCCUACAGACUAUCAAGCGCCUCCCUCUGGUGCGCCCCCCGCUGGCCACGCAGGCUCAAUACACAUGCCCGGAACAUCGAACAUACCCUCUCCUUCGUCACCACAGCUACAUCACACACACGCAUCAACAAGAUCAUUGGGAAGCUCCGAGCCGCCUUCCCCAAGUCGAAUCAAAGUCCGCUCUCUGUCGCAUAUCCAGAGCUUUGCUAGCGAAGAAUUUCUAGAGCAGUCCCAGCAGGCAAGGAGAGCAGCCGGGCGGGGGGCGGCUGAGAUCACCCGCCAGUAUGAAAUCAGCUCGAUGCCAGUAGCGGACAUAAUUGAAAUGGUGGCAGGCUUAUUGGCUAAGAUCACCGCAACGAAUGACAUGCAGCAUGAACAUAUCCAUCGCCAUAUCCCUCCUCCCGACGGCACAGCCAACCUCAGUGCGCAAGCCAGCAGCGUGCUUGCGUUUCAUGGCAAAAAUGUACCUUCAAUCACGAUUCUCAACUAUCUUGCGCGCAUACACAAAUAUUGUCCCACAACUUACGAAGUCUUUCUCAGCUUGCUGGUCUAUUUUGAUCGGAUGACGGAGAUGGUGAACAGUCGACCUAUCCAUCGUAAGCGAAACAGGCUAAGAUCAACAUCGACGCGAGCUCAUUCCACAUCCACCAUGACCCAUGGACCAUCGCUCAGUGGCUACCCAUCAGUAGUCACGCCUCCAUCUUCGAGCGGUAUUACAGCACAAGAUCUGAAAUCGUCAGCGACCCCCAUCCCGUCUUCCUUAAAUUUGGAUGAGGACGAGGAGGACGAGUUUGCCAACUUUUUCGUUGUUGAUAGUUUCAACAUUCAUCGACUGGUUAUUGCUGGUGUCACUUGUGCUAGUAAAUUCUUUUCCGACGUUUUCUAUACCAACUCCCGCUAUGCCAAGGUUGGAGGGCUUCCUCUUGUCGAACUUAACCAUCUUGAACUUCAAUUUCUUCUCCUCAACGAUUUUAGGCUGGCUGUACCCGUCGAAGAGCUCGAAGCAUACGGGACGAUGUUGGUUGAGUUUUAUGCACGAGAAGUGAUUGCUCAACAACAGCAGCAACAGCAACCUGUCCAAGCCAAUAUACCUAACACGAUUAAUUAUCCAAGUCGCGAACACCAUCGCCAACACCACCACCACCGUCGCGAUGGGUCCGAAUACGGUCAGGCACCAACACCACCACGAACAUAA